Trichoplax adhaerens is the source of this 2508-nucleotide messenger RNA. RefSeq lists its product as uncharacterized. Gene Ontology annotation, cellular component: membrane. The record is from RefSeq and is a predicted model, not a curated record. Bases 1 to 2508 code for a protein of 835 amino acids. Gene Ontology annotation, molecular function: ATP hydrolysis activity; heme binding; ATP binding. Lineage: Eukaryota; Metazoa; Placozoa; Uniplacotomia; Trichoplacea; Trichoplacidae. The transcript has 22 exons. Gene Ontology annotation, biological process: transmembrane transport; heme transport.
AUGGCACGCAAUAUAUUUUGUAGCCGCAAUGAUCCUUUUACACCAGUAUGGGUUGAUUUUGGUUUGUCAGUUUGUUUCUAUAGAGUAAUCGCAGGCUGUAUAUUACUCUUUCUUUCCUUUAUCGUUGGAACUGGUUACUGCAUUCACUUACGAAGGCGCUAUCAUGGCAAAUCGAGCAGUAAAAUUCCAUCGUCAUUUGCUUACAAACUGCAACAUUUAGUCGCUUUGGCCAUGGCAUUUAUCAACGUUGCUUAUAUCAUCAUCCAUGCUAUCAUCGAAACGACUGGCAGGCUACCUCCUGAUUAUAUUAUUGUAGCUGCUUGCUUAAGUUUCUUGGCAUGGACUUACUCAAUGCUAGUUAUGAAGAUUGAAAGAUCUUACAUUUUGCGAUCUAAAGCUACAAGACAUGGAUGGCCAUUAUUUCUAUUCUGGUUGACUGCCUUUGCUUUGGAGAAUAUAGCAUUCAUAUCGUGGAAAAGCCCUCGAUGGUGGUGGCAAAUGAAGCGAAGCAUCGAUAUUGCCGAUUUAUGCGUCUUCAUUUUGAAAUAUAUCGGUGCAUUUUUAUCUCUCCUCCUUGGCUACCACGGUGCUGCCUUCAGUAUUAUGCGUCGUGGAGCACGCUUUGCACUAUUAGUCAACGCGGAUGAUAAAGAGGACGGGAAUAUAACAUCAGAGUCGAAAUCGACGUUUAAUGCUAUCAGCACUAAAUUUAAGAUGUUAUGGCCGUAUGUAUGGCCUAAAAAGAACAAGAGACUUCAAUUCCACGUUGUAUUAUGCUUUAUCCUCUUGUGUUCUGUGAGAGGAGUCAAUUUAUUGGUACCAUUAUAUUACAAAUAUAUUGUAAAUGCCCUUACCGGGGUUCAUGGUAAAAUUUUAAUGCCAACCGGGUUAAUUUUCGCGUAUGUUGGUUUCAAGUUUUUACAGGGAGGAGGAGUAGGAUCAAUGGGCUUUGUAAGUAUUAUUCGUUCAUUUUUAUGGAUUCGUGUUCAGCAAUAUACAACAAGAACCGUGCGUGUAGAAUUAUUCGCUCAUCUGCAUAGCUUAUCCUUACAAUGGCAUUUAAAUCGUAAAACUGGUGAAAUCUUACGUGUUAUGGAUCGUGGCGCUAGCAGCAUUAAUACGCUACUGAGUAAUGUCAUUUUUAGCAUCCUUCCAACAAUAGCUGACAUCAUUAUAGCUAUCAUUUACUUCAUACUGGCCUUUAAUGCUUGGUUUGGCGUUAUCGUAUUUUUCGCCAUGGUAUUGUAUCUGAUUGCUACGAUAUAUAUAACUGAAUGGCGAACAAAGUUUCGCCGAAAAAUGAAUAAGCUGGAUAACUCUUCACGAGCUAAAGCUGUUGAUUCCUUAAUAAAUUUCGAAACUGUAAAAUAUUACGUUGGAGAGGAAUUUGAGGUUGACAGAUUUAAUUCUGCGAUUGUUGAGUAUCAGAGAUCUGAGUGGAUUAGCCUAGCCUCAUUGCAAUUAUUAAACCUUUCACAAAGUAUCAUUAUAACUUCAGGACUUUUGGCUGGUUCUUUACUUUGUGCGAAUCUUGUAGCGGAAGGAUCCUUGAAGGUUGGCGACUAUGUGCUAUUUGCUACUUAUAUAGUGCAACUCUAUGCACCUCUGAAUUACUUUGGGACAUACUACAGAACUAUACAGCAAUCAUUUAUUGACAUGGAAAAUAUGCUUGAUCUAAUGAAAGCUGAAGUAGAUGUGAAAGAUAUUGAUAAUGCACCAGAACUCAAUGUAACUAAGGGCGAAAUAGAAUUUCGGGAUGUUUGUUUUCAUUAUAACUCUAGUCGCCCAGUUCUCAAGAACAUCUCAUUUUCCGUUCUCCCGGGGCAAACUGUAGCUUUGGUUGGCCCAUCCGGUAGUGGUAAAAGCACAAUAAUUAGACUCCUAUUCCGCUUUUAUGACAUCCAUAGCGGCACGAUAUUAUUUGAUGGUCAGGAUAUCACCAAGAUUUCUCAAAGAUCUCUAAGGAAAGCUAUAGGUGUCGUUCCUCAAGAUACUGUUUUAUUUCACGAAAGUAUUAGGUAUAAUGUAAGGUAUGGCCGUGCUGAUGCCAAUGACGAUGAAGUCGAGGAAGCCGCAGCAGCUGCAGAUAUUCAUGACCGCGUGCUACGCUUUACAGACAAAUAUGAUACAGUCGUUGGUGAACGAGGGCUAAAACUGAGUGGAGGAGAAAAGCAAAGAGUAGCUAUUGCUAGAACUAUUCUAAAGUCACCUCAAUUUGUGUUACUCGAUGAGGCUACAUCUGCCCUCGAUACUCAAACUGAACGAAACAUACAAACUUCGUUAACUAAAGUAUGCGCAAAUCGUACCACAGUUGUUGUCGCACACAGGCUAUCAACUAUCAUAAACGCUGAUCUAAUCCUUGUACUUAAGGAUGGAGAAAUAAUAGAGAGAGGACGGCAUGAAGAUCUUCUUGAAAUGAACGGAAAAUAUGCACAAAUGUGGGCUCAGCAAAGUGAAAAUGAAGAAAAUAAUGAUGCUAGUCGUAAUCUUAUUUCUCUAGAGGAAUAA